This is a messenger RNA of Thermothielavioides terrestris NRRL 8126, 162 nucleotides long. RefSeq lists its product as uncharacterized. The record is from RefSeq and is a predicted model, not a curated record. The annotation marks the transcript as partial. The transcript has a single exon. NCBI's taxonomy places the organism in Eukaryota, Fungi, Ascomycota, Sordariomycetes, Sordariales, Chaetomiaceae.
GAGUUCCUACAGCUAUCCAAGAUAGUAUUUGACUUCCUCUCUAUCCUAGCGAUGUCUUCUAAGUAUAAGCGACUAUUCAGCUAUACUAAGUACUAUAUAAGCUACCAACGACACUUGCUUUAUAUAGAUUCAAUUAAUAUACUACAAUACUUAAAGAAUUAG